UCUGAUUCAAGCUAAAAAAUUAGAUGGCGAAACUGAUGAUUUUUGUGGGGCUAAAAUUUACUCUGUGAAUAAAACAGGAUUCAACAAUUUUACUCAUUUCUUUGCUAUUCACAUUCCUCUCAUAAAUGUUUUAGUGUGUGAAUGUUCUGUAUACAGUGUACUCGUCUUAAUAUUUACAAAAAAAAUAAUUAAAACAUUUUUAUUAACGUCCUAGAUGAUCAUAAACAAUUUGGAAUUAUUUCUUUUCAAUUAUAGAUAAAAUAAUUGACAUAUUUCAGUGAACUAAUGUAAUAGUUUUAUAUUUUAUUCGGCGUUUGAAGAUUGAUUAGUAAUCAGCUACAAACAUGGCUGCUGCAGCGGCUGCCGCGCUUCUUGAUGAAUUAAUGGGAAGAAAUAGGAAUGUUUUACCUAAUGAAAAGCCGAAGGAACUUAAUUGGGAAGAUCCUGAGUUCUGCAAGCUCUACUUAGUCAAAUUCUGCCCUCAUGACCUUUUUGUGAAUACACGAGCUGAUUUAGGAGCUUGUACAAGAGUUCAUGAUGACGAAGCACGAGAACUCUUUGAAAAAGCACCGUAUUCUUACAAGAAACAACAAUAUGAAGAUGAAUUUAUACGAUUCUGUCAAAGCAUGCUUAAUGAGGUUGAAAGAAAAAUAGUUAAAGGCAAACAAAGGCUCGCUCUUAUUGGGAAAACAGAAGCACCUACUUUGACUCCAGCACAAACUCAGAGGAAUGAAGAGCAAAUAGCCUUGCUUACUGAGAAAAUUAAUAAACUUGUAGAAGAGGCUGAACAAAGUGGAAUUCAAGGAAAUGUAGAGCAAGCUCAAGGUCUCAUGAGAUUAUGUGAUCAACUUAAAGAAGAACGAGAGACACUUAGAAAGUCUAAUGAUAAUAGUCAUUACAAUCAGACGGCGGAGUUAGCAGCAGCUCAAGAAAAGCAGAUGGAAGUCUGUGAUGUUUGUGGAGCAUUUCUCAUUGUCGGUGAUGCUCAGCAACGUAUUGACGAUCACUUAAUGGGUAAACAGCACGUGGGCUAUGCUAGAUUAAAAAGUGCUCUCCAAGAAAUAAUGGCCAAACGAGAACGAGCAAGGGAUGAAAAAGAACAAAAGAGAGAUGAAGACAGAAAAAGGGCUCGGGCUAAUGAAGAGCUUGAAAGGAGACGUCGUGAUGACAGAGACAGAGAUCGCGAUCGUGAUAGAGACAAACGUCGGAGACGUGAUGAUGAAAAGAAUCGUCAUGACUCACACAGGAAUUCCAAUUAUAAUAGUAGGAGUAAAUCACGCGAUCGUCAUGACCGUCAUAGAGAUGACGACAAUUAUCGUCGUCAUAAUAGAGAUAAAGGAAGUCGAGAUCACCGAAGCUCCAAUAGUCACAGUCGUCGUCGCCACCGUUCUAGAAGUCGAAGUCACAAGUAACUACUCUUGAUUGGUUAGUGAGUGAGAAAUAAGCCAGAAAUCCAAUGAUCAUUAUUUGGAGAGAUCUGACGUGCAAAAAAUCAUGCGAGUAUCCAGCUCAAAAUAUGUUUAAGGUAAAGAUUUUAUAAUCUUGAAACUCCAAGCGCGAAAUGUAAAUUAUUUGACAAUUUACGUAUUGUUUGCGACUAAAUUCAAGUCGUCAACACGUGCUUAAUUAACCAUUUAUUUUCCUUUUUUUAACUGACUGUUGGACAGUCGACAAAUGAAACGAUUUCCAUUGAUGGCCAUGUUUUUUGGUCAAAUUUCUAAUUCCAUGAAUUCAAAUAGAAGCUAUUGUUAUUUUAUCAACACGGGUUUAACAUUUCACAUCGAAUAAAAUUGUUAUUUUAGGACUGUCUUAAAACUGCAAAUAAAGUGUAAUUUAACUAAAUUAACGUGGUGGAUUGUACAUUGAUUGAUAAUUGUAAUUUUCUUGUCGUAAAAUAAUUGUUAUUUCUCAUAAAUAAACAGAAAAAAGAACAAAAAUAACAACAAAAAACAAUAGGA
Chelonus insularis is the source of this 1958-nucleotide messenger RNA. RefSeq names its product luc7-like protein 3. Gene Ontology annotation, cellular component: U2-type prespliceosome; U1 snRNP. Gene Ontology annotation, biological process: mRNA splice site recognition. The transcript has 8 exons. The coding region runs from base 345 to 1412 and encodes 355 amino acids. Gene Ontology annotation, molecular function: mRNA binding. Lineage: Eukaryota; Metazoa; Arthropoda; Insecta; Hymenoptera; Braconidae. The record is from RefSeq and is a predicted model, not a curated record.